UUGCUAUCAAUCUUGGAUUCUUGUUCUAGUUUUUGUUGUCUGUAGUGUAAUGGUGCAGCAAAGCUAAGAAUGGAUUCUCAGAAAGUCAACAGGGUAAUAUUACCUGGAGAUGUUCUUGGUGAAGUGACUGAAAAGGUAAAAUUGCGAUUUGGUCCUGGAAUUCGCCGUGGAGGUGAUGAGAUAAUUGCUACGAAAAGUGGAAUACUUCGUCACCGACGACCCGUGACAUAUUGGAUUGACAACAACCAACGACGAUAUGUACCAGUUGUGGAUGAAUUCGUGAUCGGUGUGGUGACUGGAAAGCCAUCCAUGGACGUUUAUCGAGUUGAUAUUGGCGGCAGCAUGCCCGCCUCAUUGUCAUACCUGAACUUUGAAGGUGCGACGAAACGCAAUCGGCCCGCUGUACAGGUUGGUGACACCAUCUACGGUCAGUUGAUCGUUGCCAGCAAGGAUAUGGAGCCCGAGAUGACAUGUGUCAGCGUGGCAGGAAAAGCCAAUGGAAUGGGUGUCCUGGAAGGUGGUCUCAUGUUCCAGUGCUCGCUUGGCUUAAGUCGCAAGCUUCUAGUUACCAACUCUCCGAUUCUGGCUGCGUUCGGCAAGCGCUUCCGCUUUGAGAUAACAGUGGGGACAAACGGUCGCGUAUGGGUGAAGUCCCCUUCGAUUGGUCAGACAAUUGCUCUUUGUAACAGCUUGGAUGCGGCAAGUCAGAUGACAAUGGAGCAGAUCGAAGCUAUGCUCUCGAAAUUGGAGAAAGCUGCUCACAACUGAUUGUCUGUGUCAUGAGUGCUUGUAUUAUUCUCAUUCCAUUUUGAACCCCUUCUUACCAGCCAGUACAUGUACAUUUUUAAAUCUGGGCUUGGCUAGUAUUCUGGUUCCUUGUACAUACUUUUUACCUGUACGAAGUUAAGGAGUCGUACCAUUUUUGCUUUUUUGAUUUGGAUUGGCUAGUAGUAGCCUGAUUCCUUGUACAUACUUUUACCUGUACAAAGUUAAGGAGUUGUACAAAUACCUUUUUAAUGUUUCCUCUUCAAGUGUAUGAAGAUACUCAGUUUAACUUGUACAUUUUGUAUAUACUUUUGAGCUUCAAUCUCAUUAUCCUAAUGCUUACUUUAGUCUGCUGUAACAAGUUACAUGACGCUUGCAGUAUAGUGUAUAGAAAAUGGUGUGCAUAAUAAACAAUCUUUUUUUUGACAUUCUAAGUCACAGUGACUACUUGAGGCUAUUAUUCUCUCUGCGUGGA
Sycon ciliatum is the source of this 1240-nucleotide messenger RNA. RefSeq names its product exosome complex component RRP40-like. The record is from RefSeq and is a predicted model, not a curated record. Lineage: Eukaryota; Metazoa; Porifera; Calcarea; Leucosolenida; Sycettidae. Gene Ontology annotation, molecular function: RNA binding. The transcript has 4 exons. Gene Ontology annotation, cellular component: cytoplasmic exosome (RNase complex); nuclear exosome (RNase complex). Gene Ontology annotation, biological process: poly(A)-dependent snoRNA 3'-end processing; TRAMP-dependent tRNA surveillance pathway; exonucleolytic trimming to generate mature 3'-end of 5.8S rRNA from tricistronic rRNA transcript (SSU-rRNA, 5.8S rRNA, LSU-rRNA). The coding region runs from base 70 to 768 and encodes 232 amino acids.